Pseudogymnoascus verrucosus is the source of this 1514-nucleotide messenger RNA. RefSeq lists its product as uncharacterized. The transcript is spliced from 3 exons. The record is from RefSeq and is a predicted model, not a curated record. Bases 168 to 1514 code for a protein of 448 amino acids. Gene Ontology annotation, cellular component: cytoplasm. Gene Ontology annotation, biological process: L-histidine biosynthetic process. NCBI's taxonomy places the organism in Eukaryota, Fungi, Ascomycota, Leotiomycetes, Thelebolales, Thelebolaceae. Gene Ontology annotation, molecular function: metal ion binding; histidinol dehydrogenase activity; NAD binding.
CGAUAAUCCCGAUAUGAAAAUGAUCAUGAUCUAUGAUUAAUAUAUUUUAUUGACCCUGGCUUCAGAUCGAUAUAUAGCUCAAAGUCCCCUAAAAUUAUCCCCAUCGCUUCAACUCACGUCGGUUUCUAUUCAGACAUCCACCCACCCAAUACAUCAAAGCACUCAAGAUGACCCAUUAUUUAAAGACAGGAUCUCUAAGCACGGCUCCAUCAAGCAGCAGCGCACCAACCAAUGUGCCAUCCGUUGUCAGCUCAGUAAUCGAGGAUAUUCGCAAAAAUGGAGACUCUGCCGUCCGCUCCUAUUCCGAAAAAUUUGACAGGUGGUCGCCUCCUUCCUUCAAACUUUCUGCCGAAGAUAUCGAAGAUAUCAUUAGAAGUUUACCAGAGCAGGUAAUCAAGGAUAUCAAGGAGGUGCAACACAAUGUGAGGACGUUUGCUCAGGCACAGAAGGAGAGUUUAAAAGAGUUUGAGCUUGAGAUUCAUCCAGGAGUUUUCUUGGGACAGAAAAACGUGCCAAUUAAUUCCGUAGGAUGCUAUAUUCCAGGCGGUCGCUAUCCACUCUUAGCCUCUGCUCAUAUGACUAUCCUCACCGCCAAAGUCGCCGGCGUCCCUCACGUAAUGGGAUUUACGCCCCCGAUCAACGGCUCUAUUCCCGCAGCUACAGUAGCAGCCAUGGCCAUGGCAGGUGCGGACGCAAUAUACAUUCUAGGUGGCGUGCAAGCCAUUGGUGGCAUGGCAAUCGGUACUGACACAAUCCCAAAGGUUGACUUCAUUGCUGGGCCCGGCAAUGCCUUCGUGGCCGAAGCUAAACGCCAAUUCUUUGGCGCGGUAGGCAUCGAUCUUUUUGCAGGCCCAACAGAAGUCCUAAUAAUUGCAGACGAGUCCGCAGAUGCAUUUACUGUGGCGACGGAUUUGUUGAGCCAGGCAGAACAUGGGCCUGAUACGCCUGCUGUCUUAAUUACGACUAGUGAGAGUCUAGGCAAGGAGGUAAUCAGGCUGAUUGACGUGAUUUUAAAAGAUAUGCCGACCAGGGAGCUGGCCGGAACGAGUUGGAGAGAUUUUGGAGAGGUGGCUGUAGUAGGGAAUCUUGAUGACGCGUACAAGUUAGGAGAUACAUACGCUUCAGAGCAUGUACAGAUCUUGACAAGGGAGCCGAGGGAAGCGUUGGAGAAGAUGACGAAUUACGGAGCUCUGUUCUUAGGAGAGAAGACCUGUGUUAGUUAUGGUGAUAAGGUCAUCGGGACUAACCAUGUACUCCCAACAAGAGGCGCUGCACGAUAUACGGGAGGUCUGUGGGUUGGGAAAUAUCUUAAGACUGUCACUUAUCAAGAGGUAAAAUCAGCCAAGGCGAGCGGCGAGUUAGGCCAAUUAUGUGGACGCGCUGCAAGAGUGGAGAACUUUGAGGGACAUGCUAGGUCGGGCGAUGUACGAGCCCAUCGCUUCUUAAAUGAUCAAUUCGAGUGGAUUGAUAUUGCAAAUCCGGGGACCAGAACGGCCUCAGGUACAAAACUUUAG